Molecule: messenger RNA, 2287 nt
Organism: Trifolium pratense (red clover)
Lineage: Eukaryota; Viridiplantae; Streptophyta; Magnoliopsida; Fabales; Fabaceae
Exons: 9
Coding region: 232-2205 (657 amino acids)
Source: RefSeq, a predicted model, not a curated record
GAAUAACUAACUGAACAAUCACAGUACAAAAGUACAAACAAGCAACCUCAUUCCCAUUCCAUGUUGUUUGUCUCUGUCUCAAACAAGCUCACUUUCCUCUUCAACUUUACCUCACACAUACAUAGAUCAAAUCAAAUCAACAACAAAACAAAAACCACACUACUUCCAUUCAUCUUCUUCUUAAAUUCAUCAUUGUAAAGGUUAAAAAUUACUACUAUCAUUUCUUACAAAAUGAAAAUUAACAACAAGACUCAAAACGUGAGGUGUGGAGCUAAGAAGCAACGACACACAAAUAAACUCUUCGGUGUUUUCAGUGGUGGUGCUGGUGCUGUCAAAUUCUUGAAGAAAUCGAAGAAACGAGAAAAAGUUAGAAGCUUGAGUGCUGUUAGUAAUAUUACAACCCCGAUAUCUCAAAUGGGUUGUCAUGUUUCUGAAAAACAACAACAACAACAUACUAAAAGAUUUAAGAUUCCUAAUAAUUUUAUGAAUGGAUGCUAUGGUGCUUCUGUUCCACGGAAGCUACGUUCAGCCAUGAAGAAGCGCGGUCGCGAAUCCAUCUUACUCGAUACAGAAAAGGUGAACCAUAAGAUCAAUGAAAUAGAAUCUCCAGAAAAGGAUAAUGUAAAGAAGUCAAAAGUGAUUAUUAAACAAGAAAUUAGCCAAAACUGGUCCCAAAGAGAAGUUUCCGCUUCCAUCACAAAAGAUGAGGAAGAGGUAGCUGAGACACUUUAUACCAUGGCUGCAAUGUUCCCUCACAGUGACUCUAUUAGUAAGAAACUAGAUGGAGAAUCGUUGAUAGUGAACUCCUCAGUUUUGCGGGACAUGAAGGAGAAUGCUAAUGCGACUCUUGAAGCCUCAGUAAUUGGUCAAGGUGCAAGUCUUUGUCCUGAAAGCUGUUUAACCGGAGAAGCUUCAAAAAUCACUUCUUUAAAUGAAACUGUAAUUAGUCAAGAACCGUCUGAGACAGCAAAGUUAUUGGGGGAAUCUCAUGGCAUUACUCCAACGAUACAUCUUCGGACCAAGGCUGAGACGGUUAACCGCGAAUGUCGCAAUAAAGUUGCAUUGCAUGACUCUGAGUUAUGUCUAGCAAUGGGAUUAAAUAUUACCGGACAAUCACAGAUUUCACGGUGUGAUCCGUUCACAUUUCAGGCCAGAAAUGUUGAUAGCAAGCAAAAACAUCAUUUGAUAAAGGAACACAUAAAAAAUGAAAGUCUUGCAUUGUGGCCUGACUUGUCUUCGGUGUCAUCUGCUGUUAGUCAUAUAAGAUUGCGUAAAAGGUGUGCAACUCAUGUUUACAUCAGUCAUACAAUUCGAAGUAUAGAGUCGGCAAAACAAGGAGUCAUCAAGGAGUCUAAGCUUCUUGAAUGUCGUGAAACGAGAGCACCCGAAGGGUCAAAGCGUGGAGUUCCUUUGGAAGUACACAACUUGAAUGGAGUUGCAUCUGCAACUGUGAAGAAUCCUAGUGAAAGUAAGAAUAGUAUUCUUUUGCAGCAAUGCCACUAUGAUGAGAGAUCACAUGCUGCUCCAACAUCUGGAGCAUACGGUCCUCAAAAGCAAGUAAGCUCGAGGUUUAUUUCGGUAACAAUGCUUCCCCUUAUCCCCUUUCAUGCCCUGAUAACUAUCCUUAUUAUGCAGAGUUUCAACUUCUUGUCUUUGUCAACUGGAAAUAAUGGAUUAUCAGUCCAAAGUAAUAAUUAUAAUAAAGUUGGAAGUAGGAUGGAGCCAUUGUCAAAUUUGCAAGUACCUUAUUUUCAGUCACCGGCUCAUCAACAAAGGGUUGUGCCAAUUCCUACACAUCAAAGUCGUUAUGCCUCAACAGUUUACCUAGAUCAGCUAACUGUUGUAGGACCACAGCUUCGGUUGCAACAACCUCAUUAUUAUGGUAACCAAUUAUGUGGAACUCAAUAUAGUUCAACUUCCAAUACUGGUAAACAAAAGCACCAAAACUUUUGGGGGAUGCAAGAAGCAGCUCAAGGAAGUUCUUUAAAUUGCAACAUUAUGAUGAGGACCCAAAAUCCUAUUUGGCAGAGUGGAAGAAAUGACUCUUCUGCAAUGGGUCCAUGUGCUCAAGCCAUCUUUACAAAUAACCCUGUUUCACAAGAAAUAUUUGGAUCCAAUAUAACUUCAAUCUCGGGGCGACAACUACAGCUCAUUUCCCCCAUCCAAAACAAAUGGGCAAGAUCUUCAUCUCAAUUCUAUAUGUGAAGAAAUUAGGAACAUGUUCCAAAGUAUAUGUGUAUUCGAUAAGUUUAAUUCAGUAAAAUUACCAUUUUCUUUUCAUUUAUAA